Arthroderma uncinatum is the source of this 1266-nucleotide messenger RNA. RefSeq lists its product as uncharacterized. Bases 1 to 1266 code for a protein of 421 amino acids. Lineage: Eukaryota; Fungi; Ascomycota; Eurotiomycetes; Onygenales; Arthrodermataceae. The record is from RefSeq and is a predicted model, not a curated record. The transcript has 3 exons.
AUGAACGACCUAAGGAGCUACGAUCUAUAUACCUCUCUAGCCCAGAAUGACGACUCCAUCACAUCUGCCAGCCAUACAGCUGCCGAUGCCCUUGCUGUAGCGAUAUCAACCGCUAUAGUUUACCCGCUUGAUUCCAUAAUUGCUCGCUUACAGGUGAGAUACGCACAGCGAGAGGGGGAAGAUAAUCACACCCCUGCCGAAAGUAAGGAGAGUAAACGAAAAGAUGACGCGGCAGACGACCUACGACGAAGCCUCGACGUGCUCCGUGAUAAGAUACAGCAUUGUCUUGAUACCGUCCGGGAUGUGGUGAAGAUGGCUAGGGAAGGGUGGAAGGACCCCAACGGUCGUCGUGCGUUGUACGCUGGGGUAGGCGAGGCGGCGAGCAAAGAAGCCUUUGAAUUCAUAUUGGUCGGUGCGUUAUAUUCGCUUCUGUCUCGCAGGCUGUCCAGGGGUGGGGGUGGUAUGAGUUGGAAGGCACAGAUGGUGAAUGACGUCUCGGCGGGGGUGUUGUCGAGGGCGCUGGUACGGUUGCUCACUGAGCCUAUUGCUACGAUCGUGGUGAGGAGGCAGGUUAGUUCGCAAGGUAGGAAAGAGGCGGUUGAAACGGUCAUUAGCGAAAAGGGAAUUGGAGGGUUUUGGUCCGGGUAUUGGGCUACGUUGAUUUUGACGGCACGUCCUUCGAUUAUGGCGCUGGCUUACUGGGCCUUACGGACUACUUUGGCCCGUGUUGGGAAAGUUGGCGGUAAUGAUGUCCUUAAGGAGGGCGCGGUGACUAUGGCUAUAACUAGGACUAUUGCCGAGUCCGUCUUGUAUACUGUGUCAGUCAUGCAGACUUGUGCACGAGCCGGCGUCACUGCGCCAGUGAACUCAAGGGGUAGAGGCAGCCUUAUGCUCGAAAUUUCUCGAGGAUUACUUAGCCAGGGGACCACGGCAUUGACACAAGACGUACUUGCUGCCCUAAUGCUGCGCCUCUCGGCAAUAUUGCUCUACAUUCUGGAGCCAUUUAUGUUGUCUGAAGAUGCUAUCACGGAAUCAGUACGUGAUUCCGCGGGUACAGCGGACCAGCAGCUGGUCGACGACGCAGAGUAUUUGACCAAAGCUGUCAAGGGUGCUGCUGGUAUGAGGAACCGCAGCACGGGGCUUACAAGAGGCAGUAAAGACGGUUAUGAAGCCACUGAUGCUGUUGCCGAACUGGUGGGUGAUUAUGUCGAGGAAGCCCCUGACGAGCAGUACCGCUGGUUCUGGGAUAAGGAAGGACGUCGUUGA